Molecule: messenger RNA, 1682 nt
Organism: Prorocentrum cordatum
Lineage: Eukaryota; Dinophyceae; Prorocentrales; Prorocentraceae
Source: the annotation of a GenBank genome assembly
UGGGCUGCGCUGCGCUGUGACCGUGCGCCGCCGCGCUGGCGGCGUGGGCGGCGGCAAGAACGAGCGCGGGGCGGCCCCUGCCCCCACGAGCAGGGGCACGCGAGGGGGAAUGGGGGACGCGGACAACGGGAUGGGGCGAGCACGGGGGAGGAGGGAUGGGGACAAGGGGCCUCGGGUCGGAACUACAUGCUCCGAUAAUGAAGCGCCGGCGGCGUGCUCUGCAGUCUGCACUGGACGCUGCGCGCUGCGGAUGCUUUUAUGCAGAUCCCGCGCCAAGGCACAGCUGCACGCGCGCAGCAGAGCCUGCAAGGAUGGGGCCCUGAUCCAGCUGAAGACCCAUGAUGGCCAUCUUCUCCUCCUGGAAUAUUCUGCUAGUGAGAACGUAUGGUUAGAUCGAAACCACGGCGGCGCCGCCGCCGACGACGACGACGGCGAAGGCGGCGGUGACGCUGUCGGCGGCGCGGGCGGCGUGGAGCGCCAGCGCCCAGUAAAAACGCGCUGCCGGAGCGCACGUCGUGGGAUGCUGGAGCGCCCCCGCUCACUGAGAACUCAAUGCUGCAGCGCCCUCCGUCGGCUGCUGCAUCGCUCUCGCCCGGUAGACAUGCGGGGCUGGACCCGCAACGCCGUCGGCUGGCUGCUGGAGCGUGCUUCUUCGGUACACAUGUUUCCGCCGACGGCGAGGCAGAAGGGCUGCAGCAGCGAUAACUAGUGCUAAACGGGGACGCCGAGAACACUUCUUCGGCACAUAAUGCAAUUCUGGAGCGCAUCCGUGCGGUCGGCAUGGGCUGCUGGAGCGCCCUCGCCAGGCACAGGUGGGGCGCCGGAGCGACGGGCGCGGCGCAGCGAUGAUCGAAGUGUGAAGACCGGCUCAGCUAUACCCCGAUACAUAAAAACCCGAGCCCUGAACUUUCCAACAUAAUUCCACUGACUGCAGGGGCAUGGGCGGAACGGCGCGAGCGGUCGACCCCUCUCAAAGGCAGCCUGGCCACAGAGCUGGCCGCGCCAAAGACGGAUACGCUGCGCGGGCGUGGCGGCGACUCUCUGGUCGUACAGGCCUCGCGCGAAGCUUCAUCAUCGGGAAAACGCUAGCCUGGGUCAGCGCUACCCCAGACCAGCCACGGCCCUGUCGCGAGCCCACUCCUGCCGCUGAGUCACUCCCACACCCGGGUCCACGGAAGGCGGGAAGGCGGGAAGGGCGUGUGGGCUCCAGAAGGCUCAUAAGCCCGGGCCAGCCAGAGGGGAUUGGCUGACCCCUCUUCGCGCUGACCCCCGUGACGUGCGCCCCGACAUCACAAUCCUCCGCCCCCGCCGAGCUCGAGCAGGCCGCGAAUACUGGGGGCACGGAGCGCGCCGCCUACCUCUCUGAAAGGAGCAAAGCCCAACGCGUCUGAAACUUAUCAAGCCGUUUCCCGUGCAAUCUUUUGCAAAUGUUAAGCUUCAAAGUCAUACGUGGUGAGGAAAUCCGACAAAACGCCCGGCCCGCCCUACCGACACGUCUCGGGAUGCAACAGGGAGGAGUUAUUUACCAGGAAAAGGAAUGGAGGAACCGUGCCUCUGCCCUGGUCUAGGAGGCGAGCAAGCAAGCUUGCAAGCAGCCUUGCGAGCAACAAGCAAGCUUGUAAGUAAACCAGUAAGCAAAAUGGAUCGGGCCGUCACUUGGCGAGUCACCAAUUAACACUUUC